Molecule: messenger RNA, 567 nt
Organism: Thermothielavioides terrestris NRRL 8126
Lineage: Eukaryota; Fungi; Ascomycota; Sordariomycetes; Sordariales; Chaetomiaceae
Exons: 4
Coding region: 1-567 (188 amino acids)
Biological process (GO): mycotoxin biosynthetic process
Source: RefSeq, a predicted model, not a curated record
AUGUCGGUCCGAUCACUCCUCGACACAGUGCUACUGCUGGUCAUCCUGGGCUUGUUGCUGGAUCGUGGCUGGCAGGGCCCGUCCAGGUUCGAGGUUGGAGGUGACAUAACAGGAUUUGGACCACAGAUAUCCCAGCAAAUCAAAACCUUUACGCCAGAUCCUACGUUUGUCCCUGAAAACUACACCGAGUUCUUUACAGACGAAGUCAAAGCCCGGUGGCUGAGCAUAGUUCCCAAGGGGCUAGGAUACCUGCAUUGCUUGCACUCGAUCGUUGGGGUCGUGGCGGCCUACGCGUCAGGCGAGCUCGAAAGGAUGCCUCAAGACGGGCCGUGGCACAUCAGCCACUGCUUCGAAUACCUGCGGCAGAGCGUCAUGUGCUGCGCCGACGUGGCGCUCGAGGGCCAGCAGACCACCUUCCCGCCGGGGUUCACCGGGAGUGAUGGGUGGGAUGCGAAGCAUGUCUGCAAGGACUACAACCAGGUCCUGGCACAUCUGGAGAAGAACCGGGCCAACGACGAGGUCUGGAUAUCAACUGCGCAUGCCGAGGCAGCACAAAAGUGCUGGUGA